Molecule: messenger RNA, 3011 nt
Organism: Lucilia sericata (common green bottle fly)
Lineage: Eukaryota; Metazoa; Arthropoda; Insecta; Diptera; Calliphoridae
Product: ATP-binding cassette sub-family G member 1
Cellular component (GO): plasma membrane
Molecular function (GO): ATP binding; ABC-type transporter activity; ATP hydrolysis activity
Source: RefSeq, a predicted model, not a curated record
AAUAAAAAAUAACAAAGAUUUAUUUACAUUUUGUGUUUUGUGCAAAAAGUUUAUUGUUGCUAAAAAUUCUUAAUAAAAAAGAAAGAAAACAAAAAAAUAUCUAAAAAGACUUAACUGAAGAUAAACCUGUAAUUUUUCUUUAAUAAUAACAAAUAAAAUUUAAUCAUAGCACCACAAUUGUAACCAAAUGACUGUUAUAAACGAUAUAAAACCCUUAAGUGGGUGUGGCAGUGUUGCCAAUACGUCUGAUUGUGGUACUGGUGUUUUAGGCAUUAAUUGCUGUUCCACUGCUGCCAGUUCGGAAAUAUCCAUAGAUCAAACUACUUCCAGUUCAUCAAAUUCGAAUUCGAAUUCAUCGACAAAAGUUAAUAAUUUAUCAGACAAUUUAUAUGAUGAUAAUUUUUCACGUUGCAAAAAAGUGGAUAUCGAAUUUGAGAAGGUUAAAUAUACAGUUAGUAAAUUUUCAUUUUCUGAAGCUAAAUUUGUAACAAAAGAAAUUCUUCAUAGUAUUAAUGGAGCUUUUCGUUCCGGUGAAUUAACAGCAAUUAUGGGACCAUCAGGUUCCGGUAAAAGUACUCUACUAAAUGUUAUGAGUGGCUUUAGUUCUACUGGUGUCAACGGCACCAUACGGGUCAAUGGCAAAGUGGUGUCUACCAACUCUCAAAAAUAUCGUGAAUUAUCCUGUUAUAUACAUCAGGAUGAUUUGUUAAGACCCCAAUUAACUGUGGGUGAAAUAAUGAUGCUUGCCGCCCAUUUAAAAUUGGGCUUUAAGAUCUCUAAACAGAAAAAAUUAAAUUUAGUCAAACAUAUUCUAUCGCUGCUGGGUUUGGAUCAUCGUUUCAAUGUCUUUACAGCAAAGCUGUCGGGUGCAAAGAAACGUUUAGCUAUUGCUUUGGAAUUAAUAAAUCCACCGGUACUAUAUUUGGAUGAACCCGACAACGUGAGUAUUAUUAUUGGUUUGGACAGUUCAUCGUGUAGUCAAUGUAUAGGACUGUUAAAGAAAUUAGCAGCCCAGGGUCACACUAUUGUUUGUACCAUACAUCAACCUUCUGCUUUGGUAUUUGAAAUGUUUGAUAAACUUUAUACAGUUGUCGAAGGUCACUGUAUGUAUCAGGGUCCGGUGAGAGAAUUAAUACCUUUUCUAGCUGAUCAGAAUCUAAUGUGUCCCAGUUAUCAUAAUCCUGCCGAUUUUUUACUAGAAGUGGCUGUCGGUGAUUAUGAACGUGAUCUAGAGAAAUUAAUUAAUGCUGCAAAUAAAAAGUAUUUUGAAGAUGCUGAUUCUCAACUAAAUCAUGUUACCGCGGCUUUUAUCCAGGUUUGCAAUUGCCAAACCUUCGACUAUGUUAAACCCUCAGCCGAGGAGCUGGCCUUAGAAGAAACGAAGGCUCUUAAUACCAUGGACAUUAAUGUUGAUGAACAACAGCAACAAGAGCCUAUGCAACAACAGCAGCAGCCACAAGCAACAAAGUCAUUAAUUGACAUUGACAGUAAAAAUGUGGCGAAAGCCUCAUUCUUCAUGCAAUAUCUUUUACUAUUAAAACGGAUUUUGAUAUGUUCAAAACGUAAUUAUUUUCUGCUCAUGGCUCGUAUAUCACAUUUGUUUAUUGGUCUCAUAUUCGGUUACCUGUAUAAAAAUGUCGGUGAAAAAGCCACUACAGUAUUGGGCAAUUAUGUCUAUUUGUAUGGUACUAUACUGCUGCUGGUCUAUACGGGCAAAAUGGCCGUUGUUCUAACUUUUCCCUUAGAAAUUGGUAUGUUAUCACGCGAACAUUUCAAUCGUUGGUAUAGUUUGGGCCCUUACUUUCUAUCUCUGUUAUCAUUCGAAAUACCAUUUCAGAGUUUAUGUGCUGUAGGCUACAUGUCCAUUAGCAUUUAUCUGACCAACAAUGACAGUGAUGAAAGCUUCCGUGUCUACUAUUUCGUAAUGUUUGGUAUAUUAGCUACAUUAAGUGCCCAAUCAUGGGGCUUCUUUGUGGGUGCUACAUUGCCAACAAAAUUGGCCGUUUUCCUGGGUCCUAUAUUAGCUGUGAUGUUCUCAAUUUUCGGUUUCUGUUCACGUUAUAUCGAUAUAACACCCAUAUUCCGUUGGAUGUGGCAUAUAAGUUAUUUCAGAGCUGGUUUUCAUGGUGCCUUAAAUGCCAUCUAUGGCAUGGAACGACCAUUUUUACCUUGUCCGGAAAAUACCAUGUAUUGUCAUUUCCGUAGUCCCAAGGUCUUCCUUAACUAUAUGAUGAUAUCGGAUGUGAAUAUGGCUCAUAGUGUCAUAUUGAUGGUAUCGAUUAUUGGUGUCAUGCACAUCUUGACAAUAUUACGUUUAUGGCAUAAAUUAAAUAAACGUUAAAUGUUGAAGAGUUCAAAGUUUUAAAUUUAAGACACAAAAUGAAGAGAGAAAUUUCAAUAAUUGUAAAUAAUUCAUAAAAAAAAACUUUCUUUAGUAUUUAUUAUUUUCUCAUUAAUUUUUGUUUAAAAAAUUUACUUUAAAAUCAUGUCAAACCAUUUCACAUUCCAUUAUAUAGUUUAACAAUUAUUGGCUUUAGGGUUUAGUUUAUUUAAGCAAUUCCUUUUUAUAUAACAAGUAUUUUAUUGUUUUUUUAUAUGUACGUAUGUAUUUUUUAAUUUUUUAUUAAUUGUUUUCGUUUAUUAGACAUUUAUACCAAAUACUAGUGUUUAGCUUUUUUUUAAAGAACAAAAACGUAUCACUUACACUAUUUUAAUCUCAAUUAAAAAUUUAAAUUUUAUUUGUUUGUUUCAACUGAGAAAAAAUUAACAGAUCUUGCCAAAAAUGAACAUUUAACUAGAUAAUUCGAAUUUUCCAAAUUUAUUCCUAUACGAAGUAAUUAUUAUUAUAAUUUUUUUUUUUUUUUUAAUGUAAAUUUUUAUUGUUUAGACAUUUAUUUAUGAAAAAUUUAUUAUUUAGGAUAAUUAAAUGCGAUAUGUUUUUUUGUAUAAUUACUAAAAGAAACGGUGAUAAAAUAAAUUACAAACCAUAAAUUAUUAAGGUAAAAGUUUCA